Messenger RNA from Brassicogethes aeneus, 9610 nucleotides. Lineage: Eukaryota; Metazoa; Arthropoda; Insecta; Coleoptera; Nitidulidae. The record is from the annotation of a GenBank genome assembly.
CUGUAUGAUUAAACAAAUAAAUAUAAAAAAUAGCCAAGGAUUAGAUAAGAAUGUUAUUUAAAAAUUACAUCAAUUUAGGGUUUUUAUGUUUUUCAGUUGGCAUUUCGUGUGUCAAAUGAGGUUGACGUGGAGUGCGAGUUGUCAAAAUAUUCGUUAUAUUUAUUUAUUUUGUGUUUUUUAUUCUGUUAAAAUACCCUUAAGCUAAUAUGUCGUCAAUAAACAAAGACCCUGACCCGGGGGGGUCACAGGGGGCCUCGAAUCGCGAAAUUACCGAUCUUAAGGAUCAAAAUGAGCAACAACAAGUUUUAAUAGCCCAAUUGAAGGAAAUGUUAAGGAAAACGGACCAACAGACAAACGUAACCGAAGAUAAGAUGCAGGAGUAUAUAAAAACAUUGAAUCGUAAAAAGAAUAAUAAGUUGAAAACAGGUGAUGUUAUUUCAGUUAAUAUUGAUUCCAACAAGAAGGAAAGGCUUAAUUUGUUAAGGCAACAGAUGGAGGAGAAUAAGGCCAAAUUAGCUGAAAGGGGUAAAAGUCAAAAAGGGCUUGAAGAAAUGGUUUCACAACUUACUGUACAGUUAAAUGAUUCACAGAAUUUAAUCAGUCAAAGUUCAUUAAAUUUAUCAAUACAAGAGGGAAAAUUAGUUGAUUAUUCUAGAAAUACAUCACAAGAUGAGUUAUAUAACAUUCUUUUAACAAAAGAAAAAAAAAUUACUGAAUUGGGUGUAAAGGUACAAAAGUUAGAGGGGAAUGUUUUGGAUUUAGAAGAAAAUUUAAAAGAAAAAGACUCUGUUAUUGAUGCUAGGACAAAAGCUAUAACAUUAAUGACAGAAUCGUUAAACAAAAAAGGAAAAUCCACUUUGGAUGAAUUAGAUGAAACCAAAGAGCAAAUGAAAAAAAUGCAGGAAAAUUUUGUUUCUUUGGAACAAGAUAUGAAAUCAAGACAACUCAAGUUACUUGAAGAUCUUAAAAUGAAGAACAAUGAAAUAUUGGAUCUUCAAGAGUUAAAUGAGAAGCUUGAAAAUGAGAAGGAAGAACUCAAAAAUCAUUUGAAAGAAAAACUAAAAAUUAUAGAAGACCUAAAGAUAGAAGAAACUCCCAAAAAAGAAGCAAGUCCCAAAUCUUCACCUAGUAGAAACAGAAAAAACAGAAAGGGCAAAAAUCAGAAAAAAGAAACUACCCCACCUGCUGAAGAUAUUGAUGUCAGCAAAAUAACAUCAGAGCUGGAAGAAAUGAAGAAACAAAAUGAAGAUUUGCUAAAGAAAAACGUUGAUAUCACCAAAAUAAUAUCAGAACUUGAGGAAUUGAAAAAGUUAAAUGAAGAUUUGCAGAAGAAGAACCUUGAUAUUGCUGAAGAAAACAACACCCUCAAAGAAAGAUGCCAAAAUAUAAUGGAAGAAAACGAAGGUUUUGUGAAGAAAAUCAAAAUUUUAGAGCAAGAAACAACUGAAAGUUUGGAAGAAUUAAAUCAGCUCAAAGAUAAAAUGCGCGAAAAAAUCAUCACUGAUUCUUCAUCGAGUACAACUGAAGAAAGUGAGGUUGCUAAAUUUAAGAAACAAAUUGAAGAGAACAAUAAGAAUAUGAUUAAAAUUAAGGCUCAAAAUAACAGCAAAAUAAAAGAACUAAAUAAAAAAUUGAACACAUUCAAGAAGAUGAAUGAUGCCAAUGCCUUAAUUCUUCAAUUGCAAAAUGAAAACUCCAAGUUGGAACAAAAAAUCGCAGAAUUGGAAGAUGAAAAGGGCAAUCUUCAAUUAAAGAUGGUGGAGUCCACUGAAUCAGUUAAAGAUGAACCUUUAAAAGAAAUAAUCUCAAAGCUAGAGGUUGAUAAAAAAGAUCUUGAAGAAAAAAUAGAAACAUUACAAGAAAAAAUAUCAAGUUUCACUCAAGUGCAAACUCAACAAGUACAAUCAGAAAUAUCAAGCAUUCAGUUUGAAGAAAAACUGGACCUAAUAGAAAAAGAAAAGGAAGCUGUUAUAACAGAAAAAGAAGAUCUUGAAUGUAAAUGUACAGAACUAACAGAAAAAUUGGAAAGUUUAACAAAAGAAAAAACUGAAUUGAGUGCCAAACUAGAGAACUACAUUCAAGAAAACAUGGAACUUAUUGAUAAGUUAGAAAAACUCUCAGCAGAAAAAGUAUCUUCAGCAGAAAGCAUAGAAAUAGUUGAAGGUCUAACCCUUCAAGAAAAACUUGAUUUUGCUGCAUAUGAGAAAAAUAUGGAAGUUUCUGAAGAUCUAAGAAUGGAAUCCUCAGAUACCCCCUUGGAUCAAUCUUCAGAGCCACCAGAAGAACUCAACCAAACUGUUCUUCAACUAAAUGAAGAAACAACAGAACUCCUUCAGAAAAUUGAGAUGUUUAAUGUGGAAAGAAAGGAGGUUAUGUUGAAAUUGGAUGCUCUUAAAGAAGAAAACGAAAAAUUAAUGGAAGAUUUGAAGGAGUUUGAGAAGAUUAAGGAAGAAAAUUCGCAAAUGAGCGUCCAACUGAAGCAAGUUGAGAAUAAUAGGGAUGUUCUUGAAGAAACUUACGAGCAAUUGCAGACUGAGAAGGAAGUUUUAGAGAAAGAAAAAGAUGAUUUAAUAAAACAACUAAAAAAUGCUACAAUUAGUGAUAGAUUAAAGGACCUACAGCAUAAAUGUGAAGAUUUGAUUAAAGAAAACGAAUCACUAAAAAAAUCUCUUAAAAAAGCAAAUGAAGAUGUGUCGGAAAAAGAUACAGACCUCCUCAAAAAACUCAGUGAAGCCAAAACCGAAUCCUUAACCCUUGAAGCAAAACUUAAAGAUUGUCUUGAAGAAAUCGAAAACUCCAAGGUAGUAAUAGAAGAAAAUAAAGAAGAAUUGAUUAAUUCCUCAAAAAUAAUCAACCAAAUGCAAGUCAAAAUAGACGAAAAAGAAGAAAUUAUAAAAGAAGAUAAACAACAACUAGAAGAAAUGACCAACAACAUAGAAGAUCUUAAUGAUACUAUAAAUGAAUUAAAGAAAUUACACGAAGAUAAAGAUGAAGAAAUAGACGUUAAAUACAACGAAAACAUAAACAAUUUGGAAGAGCAAUUGAAAGAAUUAAAGGAAUCUUUGAGUAGUCAGAUUGAACAAGCUGAUGAGUAUGAAAAAGAGUUGAAUGAAUGUCACGAAAUUAUAACCAAAUUAAAUGCAGAAUUGAAAGAGUUGAAUUUAAGAGUUGCAAAUUAUCAGGAAAUGUUGCAAAAUAAAGAUAAAGAACUUGAAAAGUAUACUGAAGAUAUUUCUGAGCAAGAAUCUUUCAUCAAGGGUUUGGAAAAUAGCAUCCAUGAGAAAAAUAAUGAACUGAGUAAUAAAGAAAAAAUGGUUGUCAACUUAACCCAAACUAUAUCAGAAAAGGAUGAGAAGUUUAACAAUUUAACCACAGAGUUGACAGAAAAAUUCCUGAAUUUACAGCAGCAAAUGAAUAGCAAUAAUGGAGUCCUAGAGGGAAAAAUAAUUGAAUUGCAAACCAAAAACAAAGAAUUGUUGGAAAAAUUAAAGAAAUACGCCGCCAAUUUGAAGAAGAAGACUCAGGACUACAAAGAUUUAGAAGCCAAAUUAGCUUUAAAUGACAAUCAAGAAUUUAAAAAACAAAUGAGUGAAUUGCAAACAAAUCUAGAAAAAUUAACGCAAGAAAAGCAAGAGUUAGAAUCCAACAAUGUUCAACUACAAAACACAAUUUUAAGCCUCAAAGAAGAAAGAACCAACGAAAAAGAAAACACUCUUAGUUUGAAGCAAGAGUUCUCCAAUAUCCACGAAAAGAGCGACGAUUUUGAUAAUGCUGAUCUCGCCAAGGAUUCCAAAAUAAAAGAACUUGAAAUGAUAAUAGAAACACAGGAAAAUGAUAUGGCUGAGUAUAGAGAGAAAAUUAGUAGGUUGGAAGAAGGUAUUUCAGUAUUGGAAGAACGAAGAUUAAGUUUGGAAAGGACGAAUGUUGCUCUUGGAGACAAGCUUACUGAAAGUAGUAUAUCAUUUGAGGAGAAAUCUUUGGAGGAAGAGCAGUUAGAGCAAAAAAUGGGGGCUUUAAUACAAAAAGAUGAUGAGUUGACUAAGAAAUUAGAUAAUUUAUCUAUGGACAAUGAAGAGUUAACUCUAAGAAAUACGGAAUUGUGUCAAGAACAAUGUAAAUUGGUAACAAAAAUAAACGAUUUGGAAACCCAGCUAUGCAAUGCUCAGCAAGAUCUAGAAUUUACAAAAGUUGAGCUACAAAAACCAAUUAGCAAUCUGGAAAAUCAAAUUAGAAUUCUACAGAACGAAAAGGAUAUGUUUGCUAAAAAAUACAAGGAAGAAUCUGAAAAAUACGAAAACGAAAUACAAAUCCAAAUGGAAGAAUUAAUGAACAUCAAAAACGAACUCACCAUCCAAAAUGAAAAACUCCUCGAAACUGUGCAAGACCUCAGCGAGAAAAACAACGAACUACACAGCCAAAUAGAAGACUUAAAAGAAAAACUAGAAGACACCACCAAAUCAGACCAACUUCAAGACCAAAUAAAGCAACUUAAAAACACCGAAGCACUUUUAAAACAAGAAAUUGAAGAUCUCAAAAUCGACCUCCUGAAAAAAACUGCCAUAGAAACAGUUGAUGAAGUCAUCACCGAAGCUAAAUCGCAAGUAGAUUCGAAAGAACCCGAAGUUAAAGCUGUCCCUACCUUCAACUGGGACAGCUUUAACCCUCAGCAGCAAACCGAAGCUAACGACUGGUUUGCUGUUCAAGAAACCGCACAAAAGCAACAUGCUGAAGCUAGUCAAGCUGAAAUUAAAGCCCCAGUGGAUAAUACCAGUGAAGAGCUUCAGAAAAAGAUCAAAACCUUGGAGUUUAUGCUAUAUAAUGUUGAAAAAGAGAAGGAUAACGCUUUACUACAAUGCCAUGGGCUAACCAAUGAGUUAACACGUUUGGUGUAUGAAAGAGAGCAAAAUAUUCCUCCACUAGGUGGAAAUCUGGAUGGUUUGGAGGCCCAGGUUGUCUCCAUUGAAGAUACUACAGAUAAUAAAGACUUAAGAGGUUUAGAAUUUGAAGCUACUAGGUCAGUUAAAGUAGGUAAUGCUGAAGUACCAAUAGUUGAAGAUUUAGUUAUGAAGAAAGAAGCAUACAAAUGCUUUAUAGAUGAAGAAAGACUAGAAAGUAUUCCAGGUUUGGAAGCACAAAUAGUGCCAAUGGGUGAAGACAUUGACGAUAUUACAGCACUGCGAAGUUCUGAAUUCGAACCUACAUUAAGUUACCAUGAAGCUAAUCCAAACGCACCAAUUGUUGAAGAUUUAGCAAUGAAAAAAGAAGCAUACCAAUGCUUUAAAGCUGGUGAAGAUGAUGCUAGACCAGAAGAUGGUCUUAAGGAUAGCCUUGAAUCACAAAUAGUAUCAAUGAGUGACAGUAUGGAUGACAGAAGAGCUCUACAAAAUCUGGAAUUCCAACCAACCUCUAAUUAUCAUGAAGCUAAUCCUGAAUCACCAAAUUUUGAAAAUUUAGCAAUGAAAAAAGAAGCAUACCAAUGCUUUAACCCUACUGAAGAUAAUGUAGCACCAAAGAAUACUUUUGGUGAUCCCCAAGGUUCUUCAUCUUUAGAAGGCCUAAUUGUGGACGAUAACGAUGAUGGUUGGGGUUGGGGCCCUGAAGAAGCCAAAAAAGAAGAAGCCUACAUGCUGAAAACAUCCGCCGUAACUGAAAUAAGCGAGCUGAAAUCACAAGUCGACUCCCUGAAUGAGCAAGUGCGAGUUUUCCAGUUGGAAAGGGAAAGUCACCUUGAGGAAAUUAAACAAUUGCAAGUUAAGUCUGGUAAAUUGAUUAAAAAGUGUAAGGAAUUUAAGUUAAAGUAUGAGCAAAUCAGUAAAAAGGAGUCAUCAGCAGCUGUAUCUAAAGAUGAUGACUUUUUUAACUUGGAUAACGCGAUACAGGAAGAAUUAAAGGUGCAAGUUGAAAGACUGGAGAAGACUGUAAAAGAUGUCACUUCUGAGUUGGAAAAAGAAAAGUUGGAAAAAUUGAUGUUAGUUAAAAAAGUUGACACUCUUACCACUGCGAACGAAAAAUUCGUCGAAAUUAAGGAAAGACAAGAUUUUGAACUGAUGAAUUUGCAAAGAAAAUACGACGAACUUCAAAAUGCAGAUUGGGGUAAUCCAAAUGUUACCCCAGAGAAAAAAACUGUAAAAUUUGAAAAUACGAAUGAAGAAAAUAGUCGGAAAUAUGAAGAAUGUCGUCUGCAAGUUGAAGAAUUAAAAGAAACAAUUAAAGAUAUAAUGCUUGAUAACGAAGAGUUGCAAUCUUUGCUGGAAGAACAGAAAAAUCUAAGAAAUAAAGCUGAGAGUAAGCUAAAGAACCUCACGGUUGCUCAGGAUAAUGUAAGAAGUGAGGAAGAGUUUAUAGAUGUUUGUAAUGAAAAACAAAAAUUGGAGAAAGAGUUAGAAAACAUAAAGGUACAGAACAGACAACUUGAAAUAUCAUUGAAAAGCAACAAAAACCUUGAAGAUGAAUAUUCCGUAUUACUUAACACAAAAAACGAUUUUGAAAAUCAGUUACAACAACUUAAAGACAACUCAAAAACUAUACAAGAGUAUGAAGUUUUACUAAACGAAAGAAAUAACUUAAAAGAACGAUUCGAUGAUUUAAAUCAAAGAUAUGAAGAUGAGGUAUUGGAUAGGAGUAACCUAGAGGCGAGAUACCAACAUGUAGGAACGAAUUAUGAGAAUAUAACCAGGGAAAUAACUGAGCUGAGGAAUGAUAAGGAGGAACUUUUGAGUGAGGUUUCAAAUAAGGAUGCUUUAUUGGAGAAUAUAAUGCAAGAGAAGUUGGAAUUGGAAAAUCAAGUGAGGGUUUUGGAGGAUAGAGUGGAGGAAAUUGUGAUUUUGCAGGACAAAAUCAACAUUUUAAAAGAAAAGAAUCAGGAUUUAGCCAACCAAUUAUCCAAAAGUGAUGCUGUUGUUCAACAAAGUUCAGUCUUUGAAGUAAACAACCCAGCUUCAUUUUUCGACGAAAUUGCCAUACCAACUGAAGAAAAACAUCCUGAUAAUGAAGAAACACUUAAACCACGUUCAGAAGUAUCAGAUCUAGAAAAUAAGUUGCUAGAUACAAGUGAACAAAACCAAAAUCUGAACUCCCAAAUACAAGAACUGAAGUGUGCCAAUACCGCUUUGCUGGAAAACGAGCAGCAACUACUGGCAACGUAUCAAAAGAACCUGGAAAUUACAGUGGAAGAUUUGAAUAAAAAAUGGGAAGAAGAGUGCAUCAACAGAGGAGACGUCAUAGCUGAAACAUGGAAGCUACAUCUAGAGACGGUGGAAACGGAAUUCGCGCAUGUACGCAACAAGCUACAGGUGGAAGUGAACGAUUUGGAGGAGAAAUGUAAUGGUUUGGUGAACGAAAAUAACGAAUUAAGGAAGAAUGUGGAUGCUGAAAUCAGGAAUGAGGUGGACAAAAUUUCGGCGUUGCAGUUGCAAAUAACAAACGGUCAAAAAUCAAUUGCGGAGUUGUCAACUUUACUGCAACAAAAGGAUAUUGAUUAUCAGCAUCUACAAAACACUGUUAUGAUGUUGCAAAGUGAAGUUGAUCAGUACAAGGUAUUACUGCAAGAAAAAGAAGCUAAACUGGACGGUAUAAAUGUUGUAAUUGAAACCACUAUGAAACAAUUCGAUGAGAAACGAGAGGUUGUAGAGGAAGUAGUGAAAAUUUUGGAGAAAAAUGCUGGAUACGUAUUGAGUUUUGAUAAAUUAGACAUUGUAAGUGAACUAGAGCAACAAUUAGGGUCUAAAAAUGCCAAGCUACAGGAACAUUCUGCUGUAGUAAAGAAUCUUGAAGAAACAAUAUCAGAUUUAACGCAAAAACUGAAUACUUUGAAAGAAAUAAAAAAAGAUAACAAAAAUUUGGAAUUGGAGUUAAACCAAGCUAAAUCCGACUUGUUGAUGCUUCAAAACUCACUGCAAGAAACACAAAGAAGCCUGUUUGAAACCGCUCAAAACUACAGCGAAAAAUCUAAAGCAUUUGAUGAUCUACUAUUGGAAAUGCAAAAUUUGGAGGAAUAUAAAGUUAAACUAGAAAAAUUAGAAAAAGAACAUUCUACUUUAGCAAAGAAUCUUGAAGAAUCUAAUCAACAAAUAUCUGAUUUGACGCAAAAACUGCUUGCUUUAGAAGAUAUGAAGAACGAUAGCAAUAUUGGUGUUCACAAUUUGGAAUUGGAGUUAAACUCUCUGGAAAAAACACAAAAAAGCCAAAACUACAGCGAAAAAUCUAAAGCAUUUGAUGAUCUAUUACUGGAAAUGCAAAAUCUACAAAAACUGUAUCAAAGUAAAGAAAACGAAUGCCUUAAUUUACAAAGUUUAUAUGAAGAUAAAUGUCAGGAAUCAUCACAGUAUGUCGAGGAAACAUACAAAACCCAAAUCAGACAACUGGAAAAUCAUUAUGAGAACAUCCUGAUGGAAAAGCAAAACGAUUUUGACGCCUUAAAGUCCAUGAACGAAGACUACCAAAUGCGAAUAGAAACCCUUAAAUCCUCUGAUCAAAAACUACAAGAACAUCAACAAUUCGAACUGAAAUGUGCCGAAUUAGAGCACCACAUAGGAGAAUUAAACGCGUAUAUUCAAGGCCAGAAUGAAAGAAUAGAGCAACAGAACUUAACAAUUGAAGAAAGCAACAAGCAAGUUGAAGAUAUGCAGGUUAUUAUCGAGCAACAAGUCGCCAAAAUUGAGGAAUUGAGGAAGGAAGUUUUCAGUAAGAGUAACGAGUUUGAUUCAUUUGUUGCACAAAUGGAGAAUAUUAUACCUGGUGGUACAAUAACCAAACAACCUCUAGCUUUGCCUGACAAAACUCCAGAAGGAGAGGAAUCCGUAAGCGCAGCAGAACACGAUCUGGCUCUCUACAUGCUCCAUCAACGCGACGUCAGAUGCGAAGAGCUUACCGAAGAACUAACGCAUCUUUUAGAAGAAAGAGAUCUCCUUCAGCUACGCCUAUCCAUCGCGAUCCGCGAAAAAGAAGAAAUGCGCAAAAAAACCGUCGAAGACGCGGCAACAACGCACGGCGCGUCCACUACCGGUUUGCAGGCAAGCCCUAGCAAAUCCGGCGCCAUUUUCAUGGCCGCAUCCGGUAUAGAGAUGGGGAAAGAGCCGCUAGAGGAGGAGGGGCAAAAUCUGGCCACCAAGUUGUCAGAAUUGAAGAGCGUGGGUUAUAAGAAGGAUAAAACGUUCGUAGACGAAAAAGAGUUACGAAAAAUUCAACAGUUGGCAAUAAUGCAGGAACAUAUGAACGAAGCUUCAAAAUUACCCGCUGAAGCUGCGCAAAAAUUAGUUGAUGCUAGUUAUACGUUGUCACGAGAUGUACAAAGUCCGUCAAAAGUAUUGUUAAACUGGUUGUGGGGAAGAAGCACUCCAAAAGUAAAUGAUACUUAAAAUGUGCCUGAAUUCCAUGAAAAAAACAAUAGUUUUAAAGAACUGAUAUUUUUGUGUGGAUUUUUUAUGUUAUUGUUGUACGUUUUUAAAUAACUCAAAAACCUAUAUUCACUAGUUAAUGUAUAUAGUUUGUUUAUAUAGUAUGUACAGUUCUUUGAAAGUGCAUUUAACUUUUUAUAUUAAAAAAAAAUAAUAAAUACUGAAGAUUUUAUAAACUGUGUGAACUGUAAAAAUAAAUGUGAUAUACCCAUACA